Menidia menidia (Atlantic silverside) is the source of this 408-nucleotide messenger RNA. The record is from the annotation of a GenBank genome assembly. Lineage: Eukaryota; Metazoa; Chordata; Actinopteri; Atheriniformes; Atherinopsidae.
AUGGCACAGCAGGGAAAUCAACUGGACCGACAGAAAUUCUGCUGUUCGAUCUGUUUGGAUCUCCUGAAGGAUCCGGUGACUAUUCCCUGUGGACACAGCUACUGCAUGAGCUGCAUUAAAGCCCACUUUGAUGUGGAAGAUCAGAGGGGAAUUUACAGCUGCCCUCAAUGCAGGAAAAUCUUCAUACCGAGGCCUGUCCUGGAGAAAAACACCAUGUUAGCAGAAAUAUUAGAAGACCUGAAGAAGACUGGACUCCAAGAUGCUCCUGCUGAUCACUGCUAUGCUGGACCUGAAGAUGUGGCCUGUGAUUUUUCUCCCAGAGCAGAAAUCACAGGCCACAUCUUCAAGUCCAGCAUAGCAGUGAUCAGCAGGAGCAUCUUUGAGUCCAGUCUUCUUCAGGUCUUCUGA